This is a messenger RNA of Candida albicans SC5314, 2484 nucleotides long. It is a transcript of the gene PEX8, whose product is annotated as Pex8p. Bases 1 to 2484 code for a protein of 827 amino acids. The record is from RefSeq and is a predicted model, not a curated record. The transcript has a single exon. Lineage: Eukaryota; Fungi; Ascomycota; Pichiomycetes; Serinales; Debaryomycetaceae.
AUGUCAAACUUAUAUCAAAGCUUGGGUCCUCAAGGUAGAGCAUUAUUAUCACAGAAUGGUCCUGGAAUACCUUCAACCUUGCUGGGCACCCCAAAUACCAAUCUGUCACCACAAGAACUAGAUUUUCUUAUUAAUGAAUUAAGAAACCCUAAACCAGAUACUACAAUCAAUAAGGUAUUAGGAUAUUUAUAUAAUUACAUUCCUUAUAUCAGACAUGAACAUAAUUUACGACUUGUUAUAGCAAGUUUUUUAAAUUGCCCUGUUUGUUUUGGUGGUAGUGGUACUAGUAUCAAUAGUAGUUUUGAAUUUGAGAAGAAUUAUUUAAUUAUUGAAGUAGUCAAGUUAAUUAUUGAUAAAAAAUUGAAAAUUUCAAUGCCAGUAAUAUCAAUCAAACAAUUUUAUACCAUAAUUUUAAAAGAAUUACAAAAUUUUCAACAUUACAAUCCAAUAAUGAAUAGUUGGAAAAUUUUACCCAUUAUCACAGGAAUAUUAUUAUCUAAUGAAUUGCGUGAUCAAUUGUAUACUGAGGUCAAUUUCGUUGAAUAUAAAUGGUUUUUUGCUAAUUUAGAUAAAGAAAUAUAUCAAUUGUUUAACAAUGCAUUACCUUAUAGUUUGUCUCAAAGUCUUGAUAAUAAUAUCAAUUAUUUGAGUUUAAUGAGUUUAGCCUUAGUAUUUAAGAACAGUGAGAGGCAUCACAAAGAUUCCAGUGAUACAGUUGUUCAUACCAAGAAUAUCAGUAAUAUAUUUAUGAUACAGAAAUUGACUGAAAUGAUAUUUCUUGAUCGUAAAGUAUCAAUGUUGGUGUAUCAGAAAUUUUUCCAAUUGAAUCCCCAUAAUGAAAACAUUGAAUCAGUUAUACUGAAUGACAUUAUGAAUAAACCAGUGGUCAAACAUUUGAAUAAACUUUCAUUUUUACUUGAGCAUUAUUUUUCAGCAUUAGAUUUUACUCAGUUAGAAGACCAAGUUGUUGGACAAAGUUUAAUUAUAAUAACCAAUUUCAACAAACACUUGAAUCAUGAAACAAAAAAUUAUACACUUUUCAAUAAUUUCAAUAACACACCUGACGCAAGAACAGGUAAUAAUCCAUUGACACAGAAUUUCUGGUUUACUAUGAAGAAUUUGUUGUUUUCACAAAUAAUUAUAUUUCAAGGUAUUUUAAGUCGAUUUUUAACUGCUAACAGUAGACUAUUGACCAAUAAAACUUUUUUUUGGUUUUCUUCAAAAAAGUAUUAUGGUAAUCGAAUAGAUACUACUAAUAAUAGUAACAAUAUUGAAUACCAAUAUAAAGAUAUUUCAUUGCAGAUUAUGACCAAUUUGUAUUAUAUUAAUUUUAUUUUGCUAUCUAUUGGACAAGGUGGGUUUGAUAAUUAUAAUUUUGUUUAUUAUUUAACCAUUGAAUUGGCACUUACUACAGGGGUCAGAUUUGAAAAAUUGACAUUAUGUCUAAUGAAUAAUUAUCAAGAAAUCAAUAUGUAUCCUGAUGUGUUAAAUUCUAAUUAUAUAGAUACUUCUAAGAUAUUAUUUGUAUUGGGAGUAUGGGAAAACUAUUUUCAACAAAUGAAUCGUCUUACCCAACAUCGACAACAAGAAAUUUUUAAUAAAGAAAUUUAUAACAUUGUGAUUAACUUGGUUGAUGCUAAAAAAUAUGCUAAUAAUGAUUUAUUAGAAGCUAGUCAUUCGGUAUUGUUAUUUUAUUUUGCCAAUAAUAGUAAAGUCAAUUUAGAUGAUGUUAUGCGAUAUGUUGAAUUGGUGCUUGAGCAAUUUCCACAAAGAAUAUCUGCAACUCAAUUGAGUAUUGCCAUUGAAACCAUUGGUAAGAAAAUUUUAUCCAAUCCAAUUAGUUACAAUAAUUAUAACAGCAGAGGGAACACUAUUUUCAUUAAUUCGGCAGAGAAGUUUUUCAUAUUUUUAUUGAACAAAUAUUCUAGAAUUGAACCUGGUGUUCCAAUUAAACCCAAAUCAAUUACGUCAGUAUCAUCUUCAGGAUCCGGGGAGGCGAAUGUGUCAUUUACAUCAGCACAACCAGUCAAUGAGAUUGAAGCACAUGCUACUUUGAAUACAUUAGAACAAGAAGGGAAAUUAGCCAAUGAUGUUAUUGAUGAGAAUAAAGCUAAGGCACCAUCAAAGAAAAUCAUAAAAAAAUAUUUACCUGAUCUUGUUGGUAAAACCAAGACCAAUUCUGACAACCAUCCAUUUGAAUUUUUUGAUACUCGAUUAACACCAGAAACAGCAAGAGAAGCAACUAUAGUUUCAUUAAUUAAUUUGGUUCCAUACUUUCCAUUAUCAGUAUUUAUUCCGUGGUUAAACCAAGUUUGGGAUUUAAUUGUGCGAAGUGAUUCAAAGGAACAACAAUUUUUAUUCAAUAUGUUAUGGAAAGUUAUUAGUGAGAGUUUAGAUAUAAAUCGAGGAGAUUUAGCCAUUAGAUGGUGGUAUGAAGAGAAACAAUUUACUGCUAAACAACAAAAAUUCGUUGGAAAGUUUUAA